Messenger RNA from Symbiodinium sp. CCMP2592, 1965 nucleotides. The record is from the annotation of a GenBank genome assembly. Lineage: Eukaryota; Dinophyceae; Suessiales; Symbiodiniaceae.
AUGACAACAAUUCCCAAAACCGAGGUGGAGGCUUUCGUCGUGCUGUAUGCUCGCUGCAACGACAUCGGCGAGCUCUUGUCCGAUGAGGCGCAGAUGACGGUGGUGGGAAGUUGUCGUCAGCAGAGCUGGAUUCGCCGUGAAGAGGAGUGCGGGCUCUAUUCCCUGGUCCACCUCACCAGGGAAGAGGUCCUGACAGUUCGAAAGCGGCUGGGCCGGACGCGGACCUGGGACAUCACCCGUGCCGGCCAGGAACCCGACGAGUUCAUCAUCCCACCUCCAGAGGAUCCCACAGACAUGAAUCCGGUCCAUGACCAGCUUCAAUCGCUACAGUUCGUAUCCGUAGCCGCAGUUCUGGGACAAGACGUGUUGAUGCAGGUUGCCGAGGCUUUUAGCACCACCUCGGACGUCCCCGAGGUGCCAGAGACGACCAUCACACGGCUGAGCUGCGGCGUAAACCUGCAAGGGGACCAGGUUUGCAUCUGUGAAGAUGGAUGGUACGGGCCGCAAUGCGACCAAUUGUGCAACUGCACGGGAGCUGGCAUCGCAGGUUGCAACGAAGGUCCGGAAGGAGAUGGCAGCUGCUACUGCAAGCCGGGAUAUGUUGGUGAAACGUGCGACCGGUGCGGUGAGUACUACUACAACUUGCAAAAUGGCUGUGCCAUCUACUGCCAUCCCGACGACCGUUGCAGUGGUAACGGAGAGUGCACCACCGACCCUGUCACGCACCUGAUCAACGGCUGCGCCUGCUAUGAGAGCUGGGAUGGCGAAGACUGCCGGCAGUGUGCCCAGAACUACUAUCCGUCCCGCGUCUGCAACGUCUACUGUGACAAGAACACGACCUGUUCCGGUCAUGGUGAGUGCUCUGACUUCGGCACCUGCGUGUGCGAUGCAGGCCGGAGAGGCGCCAACUGCGAUCAGUGCGAGCAGGACUAUUAUCCACCCGGAGAAUGCUCCCGCCGAUGCUUCAUAGGUCUCAACUGCGUGCAAGGAGAAUGCGAUGCCGACGGCUAUUGCCAGUGCAAGCCCAACUGGUACGGGGAAACCUGCUCGGUCAGCUGUCCUCGCUGCAGCCUCGAAGGGUCCUGGGGCUGCAACGAAGGAAGGGAAGGCGACGGCACAUGCUCCUGCAAGACUGGCUGGGAUGGUCCGGUUUGCAGCGAUCCUGCCGAGUACAUCGAGACAGAGUGGAGCACGUGCGAAGGGACUUGCGGUGGCUUCCCAGGAGUCAGGAGCCGCAUAGUUCGCUGCUACAACAGCAGGUCCAAGGCCAUACUCCCGGAUGAGCGGUGCGUUGGGGAGAAGCCCUUGGAGCAGGAGGCUUGCACAACUCCGCUUUGCAGUUGCAGCGUGCCGCCGCCCAUUCUGCACUCGGACUACGACAAGACGGUAGGGGUCUGCUCCUUCCUUCAAAACGAUCGCACCUGCCGUGCCAUCUGCGACGACGGCUAUGCGCGGUCUGGCGAGUACAAGUGUGUUGCCUCCAGGUAUGUGCAACAACCCAUCUGCCUUCCCUUGGGCGAUGCCGCGCAUGUCAAGGAGGCCCUCUUCUCCUACGUGACGCUCGCAGGCAUCGACCUGGUUGCCGUUGCCAACCUCACUUGGUGGUAUGGCUCGAUCUCACCAUCACUGCAGCAGGUCUUGGCGGCGGCUCUGGUGCCUAUUCCUGGCUACCAGGUUCUGCCGGAGCAGGUGACAUUGCGUGCUUGGCGCGAGGUAGCUCGUGCCCUACAGGGUCCUGUCAGCAGUGACACGGGUGCUCCCAGAGUUACAUCAUUACUGACACUGGUGGAAGCCUCAUCCGGAUACUCACCACAGGUGUGCAGGAAAGCAUUGGUGUUUCGAUUGUACAGAAAGGCAUUGCUCGUACUGCUGGAAACAAGUGGAGCAAACGCAGUACAGCAGGGGAAAGGAAGGAAAGUGUCAAAGUCAAUGAAAGGCGGGUGCCAUAGGGAAAGCCGCUGCUAA